This is a messenger RNA of Neodiprion virginianus, 3360 nucleotides long. RefSeq lists its product as uncharacterized. The record is from RefSeq and is a predicted model, not a curated record. Lineage: Eukaryota; Metazoa; Arthropoda; Insecta; Hymenoptera; Diprionidae. Bases 1 to 3360 code for a protein of 1119 amino acids. The transcript has a single exon.
AUGGAAGUCUUCGUGGACUUCCCGUUCCCGGACGAGUUCCGCUGCCAAGAUUGUUUUCGAGGUGGCAGGGGUAGGGGGACAUGGGCGGUGGGGGCGUUUAGGGCGCACGCCGACCUUAAAAAACACCUUAGAAAAUACCACCCAGAGCGCGGGAUGAAGUUCCGCUGCGGUGUGUGUGGCUUCAUCGGCGAGGGGGGGUAUCCCCUCAAGGCGGUGAAGCUGCACCACGUGCUAGAGCACGAGCGGGAAGUACCUGCGGUCGUCGAAUUAUCGAGCGACGAUGAGACGCUCACUCAGCACGCAACACCACCCGCGAGUGAGCCGCCGCGCCUGCACACGCCAUCAAUCGACACUAGCACGCCGUCAAGCGUGGUUGCAGGCGAACAGGCGCCGAGCUCUCAGGCGAUCGAGCCCGCGAGUCUCCCGCAUGUGCCGGGUACACAAGCACCGGGCUGGUCGGGCAACAACACCGCGCAAAGCUCCGACGACGUAAUUGAGGGCUCGAGUAUCACUGCACGAGAUAUCGCCACUGCUCCAGCACCCUCGCAACGCGCUCCCCCACCUCAGCGCAGGGCCAGACCAAGCGGCCGGGCGAGGAGGCCCGCAGAGGAGCAGGCGAGGCUCAUCGACCUCCUCACCGUCGUAACCAAUAAGGAUGACCUCCAGCUGGCUUAUCCCCAGGUUGCUGCCUUCCUCGGCCGUUUCGCCAAACAACAGCCUGUGCGGGACGCCAGCAACAACCGGGGGCCGAGAGACCGCAGCAACGAUCGAGUAAGGGAAGCGACGCGGAUACAGCGACUAUACCGCAAGAAUAGGAAGCGCGCAGUGCAGGAAGUUUUGGCUGGUCCAGGCCAGCACUGCGCAGUCGACCCGGCCAUCAUCGAGCGACACUUCGCUUCCCUCGGCUCACGACGCGACGGAGAGGAGGUCUGGCCAGACGUCCUCAAUUUAGCAGCUCCCGACCAGGCCUCGAACGACCUGCUUCUGCAGCCGUUCAGCGAGGCCAUCGUCUGGAGGAAGCUGUCCACGAGGACCAACACGGCUCCAGGCCCAGACGGGACGGUGUACUCCGAUCUGAAAAAGGCUGACCCCGGGGCCCACGUCAUCACGGCCCUCUUCAACACUGUCUGGCGGAUUGAGGAGACGCCAGACGAGUGGAACGGGUCCAACACCGUCCUACUCUUCAAAAAGGGCGACCCCACCGACAUCGGGAACUGGAGGCCGAUCUCUCUCGGCGACACCUGCCCCAAGCUCUUCGCUGCCGUGCUGGCCGAUCGGCUGAAGAGCUGGGGGCAACAUAAUCAUCGUUUCAGCCCGUCCCAAAAGGGCUUCCUGGAAUACGAGGGCUGCUUCGAACACAACUAUGUGCUCCAGGAAGUCCUGCGAGACGCCAAACAGCGGAAGAGGGAGGUGGUGGUGGCCUGGCUCGACUUCUCGAGCGCCUUUCCAUCCGUGCCCCACUCCUCCAUCCACCGAGCCCUGCAGCUGCUGGACGUCCCGCCCAAGGUGAGGAAGGUCAUCUCCUCCCUCUACACCGGGAUGGAGACCAGGAUCAGGACCAAGGAUGGCUUUACCAACUCUAUCGCCAUCGAGUCGGGCGUGCGCCAGGGCUGUCCCCUCAGCCCUGACGUCUUCAAUCUUACGCUGGAGGUGGUCCUUCGGUCCAUCGACGGUACUGGGGCGGGCUAUGUUUUAGGCGACACCAAGGUCAGCAACCUCACCUACGCAGACGACAUCGGCGGCUUGGCCUCAACACCGGCUGAGAUGAGGACACUGCUGACCACGGCUGAGCGAGCAGGACAGGCGGUCGGAAUCCAUUUCAACCCGGCCAAGUGCGCCACACUCCACCUCAAGGGCGGCCGGGUCAUGGAGACCCAAUUCAACAUCGGUGGCUCGCCUGUGCGUGCUCUGGCGGCCGGGGAGGCCUACGAACACCUAGGCAUUCCCACUGGCUACCAAGUCCGCCAAACUCCCACCAACAAGCUCGCCGAAAUGGUGUCUGACCUAAGGAAGGUCGACGAAUCUCUGCUGGCUCCCUGGCAGAAACUCGACACCGCAGCCACCUUCAUCCUCCCCCGUCUCGACUUUCUCAUGCAAGGGGCCGACCUCGAGAAAGAAUACCUGAAGGAGACGGACAAGGUCGUCAAGAGGUUGGCCAAGAGGUGGUUGUGUGUUCCAGGCAGAGCAAGCGCGGAGCUUGUACACAUCCCAGCGUCGCAGGGCGGCGGAGGUCUCCUACCAACCACGGACCUCUACGACGUGUACACGAUCUCACACGCCUACCGCAUGCUCUACUGCGGGGACUCGGCAGUCCGAACAAUCGCCCGUGACGCGCUGCAGACCACGGUGGACCAACGGCUCAGGAGGAGUUCCACUGAGGAGGAGAUCGCGCGUUACCUGUCAGGCGCAAUGGACAUCAUCCAGGUGCCGGGCAAGGACUCCUUCUGGGCCAAGGUGCGCACGGCCACCCGGAGACUGGAACCCAAGCUGCGCGCCUCCUGGGCCUGGUCGCCUGAGGAGCAGGUGUUCGUGCUGAAGUUCGCCAACAACACCGGGACGACCAGCAUAGCACCGAGCGGGAGAGACCGGAUUACCUCGGUUCUUCGACGAAGACUCUCCACCUUCUUCGUCCGCUCCCUCACGGCAAAACCAGACCAGGGGAAAGUUUUCCAGGUGACCACCAGCAGCAACUUCCCCAACCACUUCCUGCGCACCGGGCGGAGCACCAGGUUCUGCGACUGGCGCUUCGUCCAUCGGGCACGACUGGGCGUGCUCCCGCUGAAUGCUUGCAGGAGGUGGGAGACCAACGGGGACAAGAGGUGCCGGAAGUGCGGCUACCAGCAGGAGACCAUCCCUCACGUCCUGGCGCAUUGUGGCGUCCAUUCAGCAGCGCGACAGCGCCGCCACAACAACGUCCAGGACCGGCUGGUGAAGGCCGCCUCUCGGUGCCCAGGAGUCAUCCGCGUCAACCAGACGGUGGAGGGCGUAGACGGCGAAGCGGGCACGCUGCGCCCCGACAUUGUGGUGCGGGACGAGGUCAACCGCACCAUCACCAUCGUCGACGUCGCUGUGCCGUUCGAGAACGGCAAGAUCGAGUUCGCCGCCGCCCGUGCACGCAAGAUGGAGAAGUACGGACCGCUGGCGACUCAGCUCGCGGCCAGCGGCUACACCGUCAGACUGGACGCCUUCAUCGUCGGCUCACUCGGAGGCUGGGACCAACACAACGACAGCCUGCUAGUGCACCUCCGAGUGGGACGAUACUAUGCCGGGAUGAUGAGAAAAUUCCUGGUCAGCGACACCGUUCGUUGGUCCAGGGAUAUCUAUGUGGAACAUGUCAGCGGGAGGAGACAGUACCAAUAA